AACUUCACAUCUGGAGGAGAGUGGAGUAGGUUCUUUCUGAAUCGUAGAAUCGUUUGUUGAUAUUUGAUUGGAGUAACCACGAGGCUUCGCCCGUAUGCGAAGCUCGAAUAUGCCCGGUUAUGUGCCCCUCUUUAGGGACAGAAAGUGUCCGUGGAACAAUAUCAUCAUCAGUCACUUCUUCCAUUGUUGUUAAAGUGCAGAAAAAAAUUAAGAAACUAUGUCGCGUAAAACGAACAAUUUUUUUCAUAACUCUUACUUUGCUGACAGUCGUUUGCCAAGGACUUCCGAUUAUCGCGCCAAACAGGGGAAAUCUGUCGAAUUCUGCUGUUUCUCAGAUGGUUGUUUUCCUCACCAAGUACGGGUACCUGCCCCCAUCCGACCCUGCUUCAGGGAGUUUGAGGACUGACAGUCAGUUGAGGGAGGCCAUCUCCACCAUGCAGCUUUAUGGGGGCUUGAAACCUACCGGCUUCAUUGAUGAAGCCACCAUAGAACUGAUGCAGCGUAAGCGCUGUGGUGUGUCCGAUAUUAUACAGGGAGGACUCUACAGGGUCAAACGAUAUGCAAUACAAGGGCAGAAGUGGCCCAUUACCAACCUCACGUGGAGCGUCAAGGGCCGGGACUCAGCGGCAGACAUCCGCAUGGUUCGUUCCCAGUUGCGCAAGGCUUUCCAAGUGUGGAGCGCCGCUUCUGCCCUCACAUUCGAGGAGGUUCAAGGACAAUCGGCCGACAUACUGGUGUCUUUCUUGAAAGGACAACACGGAGACGGAUAUCCUUUCGAUGGUGAAGGCGCUGUGUUGGCCCAUGCAUUCUUCCCUGGAGAAGGAAUUGGAGGAGAUGCCCAUUUCGAUGCAGACGAGAGGUGGCUAUCCUCGCAGCCUGAGGAUGAAGACGAGGGUGUUAAUUUGUUCGCCGUGGCUGCACACGAGAUUGGUCAUUCUUUAGGGUUAUCUCACUCGUCUACGCCAGGGUCUCUCAUGUUUCCUUAUUAUCAGGUGAUGGGAGAAUACUUCACUUUGCCCAAAGACGACGCGGAUGGUAUUAGACAUCUUUAUGGCUACAAAGAUCCAGACAGCCAACCAACCAUGCCACCGAUUAUACCUAGUACUACUCCCCAAACUACCUCAACGAAAAGGGGUAAAUAUUUUACUAGUAGGCAGACUACUCCCAAACCUCACAAAACAACGAAAAGUCCCCCUGUUCAACCUCAAGUGCCUGACAUGUGCAAUACAUCUAUAGAUGCUAUAUCUGUCAUAAGAAGGGAGGCUUUUAUAUUCAAAGGAAGACAUUUUUGGCGCAUGGAUAUGAACCGAACAGUAAAAGCUGGUUAUCCAGUACUUAUUGAACGAUUUUGGCAUACAUUACCAAUUGAUAUUGAAAAAGUAGAUGCAGUCUAUGAGCGACCCAUAGAUACAAAAAUAGUUUUCUUUACUGGGAAAAAAUUCUGGUUGUUCUCUGCAAAUCAACUUGAGUCAGGUUAUCCUCGACCACUGACAGAUCUUGGAUUGCCCGAUGAUCUUGAACACAUUGAUGCUGCCAUGGUUUGGGGUCACAAUGGAAAAACUUACUUUUUCAGUGGCAAAGAGUAUUGGAAGUUUGAUGAAAAUGAAGGGAGAGUGGAACUGGAUUACCCACGAAGUAUCAAUUCAUGGAGAGGUGUGCCACCAAGUAUAGAUGCAGCUUUUCAAUGGACAGAUGGAAAUACCUAUUUCUUUAAAGGAACAAAAUUCUGGAAAUUCAUUGACAUCAAAAUGAGGAUCCAAAGCAAAGGUCCAUCAGACAUUGGAGGGUUUUGGUUUAAGUGCCCUAGCAAGAGUAUGGAAAUUCCACAAACAACUACAACAACAACAAAUGCACCUGCAGCCAAACCUAGUAUGCCAAAUACCAGUGCCAUUCUAAAAAUGUCAUAUUUAUAUUGGUUAAUACUGGUGACUUUCUUAAUGUAUUAUAAAAAACAACAUGUUUAAUAAUUACUGAAUUUUGGUUUUAUAAAUUAAGAAAAAAAUAAUUAGUACUAUAUGUAUCAAUAAUAUUAACAUUAAUUUCUUAGUAAAAUAUGAAAUCGGUUUUAAUUAAAAUUUUACUCAAGCAUAAUUCAAAAAUACCAAAUUGUAAUUUAACCAAAUUGUAAUUUACAAGUUACUGCUAAUGAUUCAUACACAUUUUUAUUUUUUGUAUUAAAUGGUUAAAAAAUUGAUUUUAAUUAAAAUUAAGUAAUUACUUUUAAUGGUUAAAAAAACUACUAGAAAUUUUAUUCAUUAAAUCAUUUCCAGUUUUCAAUGCAGCGUUUUAGAAAUAUUCUGUUUAGAAU
Molecule: messenger RNA, 2308 nt
Organism: Argiope bruennichi
Lineage: Eukaryota; Metazoa; Arthropoda; Arachnida; Araneae; Araneidae
Product: matrix metalloproteinase-2-like
Exons: 8
Coding region: 120-1964 (614 amino acids)
Biological process (GO): collagen catabolic process; proteolysis; extracellular matrix organization
Cellular component (GO): extracellular matrix
Molecular function (GO): zinc ion binding; metalloendopeptidase activity
Source: RefSeq, a predicted model, not a curated record